Truncatella angustata is the source of this 984-nucleotide messenger RNA. RefSeq names its product ankyrin repeat-containing domain protein. Gene Ontology annotation, molecular function: protein binding. NCBI's taxonomy places the organism in Eukaryota, Fungi, Ascomycota, Sordariomycetes, Amphisphaeriales, Sporocadaceae. The record is from RefSeq and is a predicted model, not a curated record. The transcript is spliced from 3 exons. The coding region runs from base 1 to 984 and encodes 327 amino acids.
AUGACACCGGUCUCAAUUGCUGUCAGCCACAUCAGCUCCGAUGCCGUGAUAUUUCUGGUUGCACAGGGCGCUGAUGUCAACAAGCCUGACAAUAUCCGGCGGUUUCCGAGCAGCCAAGGAGGACAAGAUCAAGAUGCCUCUGCUGUCUCGGCGGGUGACCGGCCCCUGCACGCCAUUUGCGGCGGUGGCGAUUGCAUGCUGUAUCAGCGUGCGGCGGUUGGACUACUUCUGGCCCACGGCGCUGAUGUCAACGCACUCGGUUGCAAUUCUCUAACCCCACUACACAAGCUAUGCCAAGAAGAUUAUAGAAGAGUUACUGGAGCGCGGGGCCUCGGUCAACGCCUGCAGCAGCUUUGGGCAAACACCACUACACCACUACACCUCGCCUGCUGGCAAUUUCGUGGGGGUAUACACAUGGAGACGCUGCUGUCUCAUGGUGCAGACUGGCGUGUCUUUGACGCCACAGGCGUGACGCCAAUACAUGUAUUCUUUCGGUUUAACUCGCUGGCUCUGAAGCAGGGCAUCGAAAUAUUCCUCAAGCAUGGCGUGGACCUCGGCAUUCAAGACCUCGACGGCGAGACGCCGCUCCACGUUCUGUGCCAGCUUGAAUACUUCGUCGAGGUGGAGGACUGUACCGGCUUGCUGGCCAGUAGUGGUGUAAACAUCAGCCAGGGCGACCGGGACGGCAGGACACCCCUGCACUAUCUCUGCCAAGACAGACCCUCGGAGUGGCGAGAGGGUGCCAUCAAGACGUUGCUGGAGCAUGGCGCGGAUGUCAAGGCCAGGGGCGUGGACGGGUGUGACCCUCGAGAUGUCGUGAGAAAGUUGACCAAGAGAGACGACGUUCGAACCACGAGGCAGAUAAGAGGCUGGCAGCGGAUACUCUUCAUGUUCGACAGAGCCUGCGCAAAGGCCGCAAUGAGAAAUACAAUAUUUAGGCUGGCUGGUUUAGCUAUAACCCCAAAAACUCACGAGAACGCAUAA